AUGGGCAUAUAUAUAGACGAUAUUGUCGACCUAAUUGGUGUGUUUGAAGCUGACCGUCGCACCAUCAACAUCACCAUCAACUCUUUUGGCACCGAACUCUCCAAAGAGCAACGCGCCCAUCUUUUCCCUACCAUCGGCAACUUGUACUCCGCUGGUAACAAUGCUUUGGCUAAGGCAGAUGAUGUCGAACAG
Acaulospora colombiana is the source of this 192-nucleotide messenger RNA. Lineage: Eukaryota; Fungi; Glomeromycota; Glomeromycetes; Diversisporales; Acaulosporaceae. The record is from the annotation of a GenBank genome assembly.